AGGCUUGCCGCAGUUCUUGGCGGGACGUAGUUCACCGUCACUCGUCGCGUCGCACGGACGUAGACGAAUAAAGUGCAAGGUAGUCGGUGCGGCGUAAGGUGCCGUCGGUCGAUUGAAAUUUUACGGUUUUGGGACAUGACUCUGUAGAGUUAUACUUCGGAAUCGGAGAGAAAGAUAAAUAAAAUCUUACGUCGAACCGCACCGAAUAUCGUCAGUGGAGAAUGUUUCACUCGUAUUUUAUCUCUUUUCUCUGAAAAUAUUAUCCAGAAUAUCCGAUAAUCUGCUUACCGUUCGUUCGAUUUUCCACACUCCGGGUCGAGGUGAGGAGCAAAAAAUCUUGUCACGAGUUCUACGCCACCGAGAUAAUUGGAGAAAUGUCGGGAGGACGUUCGAUUGUAUUGCGCUGAUGAUAAGUGGAAAAAAAUCAGUGAUUGACUUUAAAUUUUAUACGGAGUUGGUGUUGUGUAUAUUUUGGUGUUGAGGGUUCGAUUGUUCUGGUGAAAAAUAUCGUUCUCGUGACCAACGGCAUGCUUAUCUACGAUGCACAGAUGAAAAUGAACGGUCCAGUUUACGCUUCUUCGUGUCCAGCCCUCCAGUCAAAUUUGUCUUUGCACAGUUCUUCGUUCUAUAGCGAGUACAGUGGAAGCACAAGAAGACGAUUAUCGUCGACGGGAGAAGCAGAUACAUCCGCCACCUCUAGUUACGAGGGCAGUGACAGUUCUGAACACAGUGACGAAACACGCUUGGAUCCAGUCAGUCAAUUGGAACGUGAACAACUCGAAACCUUCUUUCGGGGACUUAAGACACAGGUAUUCGUCUGCGAGUCGCUGGCCAAUUUAUACCUGGGCAACGCGUCUCAGCUUGGAACGUGGGAGCUUCGAUUCACCGGAAUCCCAGUCGUGGUUCUCGACUUGGGAGAGACAAGAUCACGUUCAAAAAGACGCAUUCAAAUUCUUUUAGCGGAACGCGGGACCUGUUUUACGCUGUGGAGAGAAACGAUCGACAACUUGUCGUCCUACAAGGUUUCCGGUGCAGCUUUCCACACGAUGUGUCUCUCUUUAGAUCACACCCGACUCGCCGGUUUGAGUUUCGACAAUUCAAAAGCUGCUAAUGACCUAUGGCAGCAUAUCGAGCGUCUGGUAUCCUGCCCUGAGAACAUCAGUCUUUCGGCCCCUGGUAAAAAGAAAAAAAAAUCACCACAGAAGAAAGUAGUUCUUCCUGCAAAGAGCAACAUUAGCCAACCUUGUCAAUUUCAGCACGUUACUAGCGUGGACGCUGCGGACAGGUCGCGUUAUUUUUCACUGCAAACUCUAGUGCCGAUUCUUACCCAAGUGGAAGACUCCUUGGAAACGACGUACUAGACGUCAAAUAAAUAUGUUAGUCUCUAAAACCCUGACUCACGCAACAAAAAAUGCUGGACAAGAACAAUACAUUCUACAAUUCAUCCGCGUGUCAAAAUAUAUGUAAGAAGGGGUUCGCUGACGGUAGAAUAAAUGAUAACCCCAUCAUCGGUUUUCGAAAUAAUCCAAAAUCUGGUCCUACUUUUCAAAGUUUAAAGUAACGACCGAGACAUCAAAACGUAAAUUCCAGGAUAGUGCGACCUAGGGUGGUCCUUAUUUGGGUCAUUUUUGAAUUUUGUUGCUCCCUAUAACCCAGAUGUCCGCAAUUGAAUAAAAAAAAAUGCUCGCGAAAGCUGGAGCUCGUAGCUCAAUCCUAAUUGCAAGUGCCCCCUUCCCCCCCCCCCCCCCCCCAACGUCUUCAAAUUGUCCCAUUUGAAUAACAUGCCGGUUUAGGGAUUUAACCGUCAUUAUUUCGUUUCUAUUACUGUGCUGCUACAAAAAAUCUGCGAAUUGCCGAAUCUCUUAUCUAUAUCGGCAGAUGAGCUACGAAGAUUUUGUGGAUUUUUUUGAUCAAAUAAUUGUAGUGUCGUUUUUUUAAAAAUGCCAUCUUCUGACGUAUAAUUGACAUUCAUCAUAUAUCUAUAGGUUCGACAAUUAUUUGAUACAAAACAUUCACACAAUAUAAUUAUAUACAUAACUUGUACUUAUACAUAUGUAUAAUAGAUAUAAAUAAGAGUUUGGGCAAUUUUCAGAUUUUUUAGAGCAGCACAGUAAUAGAAACAAAAAAAAAGACCGUCAAGUCUCAAAAACCUCGUGUUAUUCAAAUGGGGGAAUUCAAAGGCGUUGGGGGAUUACUUAGAAUUGAACUACGAGCUUCAGCUUUUGCGAGCGUUCCUUUUUAAUGAUUAUUCGUCGACAUUUGAGCUUUAGGGAGCAACAAAAUGAAAGAAUGACCCAAAUAAGGACCACCCUAGUGCAGCCGAUAUGUACGAAUGGAAAGUAUUGAUUUUGAAGGGUUGUCUCCAUUUAUUUCUCACUUCUUACAAUUAGUAUUCUUGUAAACGUUAGUUUUAUUUGUAUUAUUAAUGUUAAAAUUUUUGUAUUACUUAUGUAAAUGAACCCAUUUUAAUUCGAAAACUUCGCAUCUUGUAUAUCCGUUAUGUUACAACUUUCGUGUAAACAAUAAUCGGCUCGAUAACUUGCUUUGAUGCGAUUUGUGUGUUGUCAAAAGGAACGCCUCAUUCCCCCAUGCAUUCUGUAUACUAAUACACUGAUUGUGAGUAAGUUAGUUACUUAAUGCCAAUACACAGCACAAUAUUAUGAUGAAUGGCUCGCCGCUAUCACAUCACAGAACUGGUGUCAUUUGUGAGCACGAUGGAAUGCCGAAUUGGUUUUACUAGCGUAAAUUGAUUGAUAGACCUGCUCGUUCGUCUGGGUGUCGACGCGGCCGCAGAGGAUUAUAACCUACUAGCAUCCCCCGUCACGGAUUCGCUCGCAAUGUUUUUGUGCCGCGCUAUUCUUCAAAGAACUUGACGUAAGAAAGAGCAUGACGAGUAGAGUUUUUAGAAUGCAGAGAGCUCAGCAGCUUGCCACUUGUAAUUAGUGGUUUGAAUAAGGAGUUUACAGCAGGAAUUGAAUAUUACUUAUUUACUCACUGACACAUUUCAAUGAACUUCAAUGAAUAAUUUUUCAUUUUUUCAUAGCCUAUGGUACUUCAGAAUAAUACAUCAUCAAGCGACUGUUGAGAUUUUUUAUCGAUUGCUGAAGCAGUUUUUGAAAUUUUCGUAAACGCAUAAACAUACGCUUACUCUUCAUAUUUAAAUAUCGCGAUGACAUGAGAUGUGAUUAUUGUUAUUGGACUGUGGACAUUGAUUGUUGCACCACGUUAUAUACUUUCCAAGUAUAUGCCAAUUUAAUCAAGUACUGCAUUCUACUCAUACGAAAGAUGGAUCUGUAUUAUUCCUCUGUUUAAUAAGAACGACGUAGUUGACUAGAUAAUUGAACCGGUGGAUUGGAAUUGACAAUGUAUUUUCCAAUGGAAACAGUAAAACCUUAGUGUAGAAAGUUGUUUGAAAUCAUCGAUUAAGUUUUUCUAAGCAUAAAUUGUCGUAAAUUUUUCACUUUCAUUGUCAUAGCUAUUCAUUAUGCAAUAUCGAAAUCCAUAAACGAAGUAUGUUUGUUUUCAAACUAGACCAUAUAAGUAAUGUACUAUAUGGUACUACGUGCAAUUGUGUAUCUACGCAUACCCAUUGUUAAACAGAAUUGAUCAAAUAGCGAGGAUAUAUGUAUAAAAUCAGGCUCGUCAAAAAAAUUAUAAUUAUAAUCCUAAGCGAAAUACUUUUUUUUAGCAAUAAUAACGUUAAUAACGUGUAAUAACGUACAAAACUCAAACAGAAAUAGAAAUAGAAACAAAACAUUCAGUUAAAUUAAUCAUGCAAAUAACUGAGUCGCGGUUAAAUUUGACAAACAAUUGAGAUUCACCUCUACCGUUGCGCUGCUAUAAAUUCCCCUAGCGAUAUUUAGCGCCAACCUCGAUCAUAUCGCGUAGUGUCUUAUCACGUCAGCUAUGACUGAGGUUUGGUCACAUAGUUAUACAUAUGUGUGCCGUAUGAAAUGUUUUUUUGCCCAAAAUGAAAUAAUAGUGAAAAUUGUUGUUUGAUCGACAUAUCAGAUAUCAGCACCCCUUUUUGUGUCAUAUUUCACAUCUGUAAGAAUCUGUUUAAACAUAGAAUAGAUUGACUUAUUGAACUUAUUUUUUCUCCUGACUCAAUAGGCUUGGUUUACCCCCAGCUCUACGAUGUACUAUGUAAUAAAAAAAAGACUCGACGACAUUUUACGAUAAUUACUUUCAACUAGUUUGAGCCAUGAAUAUUAUUAUCAUCAUUGGUAUCGUCAAUAACUGAAAUCAUAGAUAUACAUCUAGAUAAACAUACAACAGGGGUACGUGUAUAAUAUUGAGUCAAGCUUUGUUUUUUGAUACUGCAACUAUUAAACAGAUGCAUUUUACCAACUAGGAAUGAGCCAUAGAUUAAAAAUUUCAUCGUAGGGUAAGUUGAGGAAAGAUGAUACACAAGAAGAGAUGGUACAUUUCUCGCUGUUACAAGCCUAUCUUGCCAACCGAGCUGGCUUUCAUUGUGAUUAUGAGCGCGUUGAGAAUAGAUAAACAAAAAAUUCGAGCGUUCAUCCAAUGGCCGCGGAUCUUCACAAAGUUAGAAAAGGCGGAAAAAUAGAAAAGGCGUACCAUCUCUCCUCGAUUUACCCUACGCAUAAAACAUUGACGAUUACAUCCAAACCAAUGAUAGGUAUGUCUUAUCUCGUUGAGGUAUUACGAUAAGACGAUUAGUUUGUUUGACAUAUACUAACAAAAAAGAACAAAAAAAAAAAAAAAAGAAGAAAAGUAAUAGAAAUCACGAAACAAAAAUUAUCUUUCUUGGCUUCAAUAAAUCUCACGGUAGACUAUUAGACGCAAUUAGUGAUUUCAAUAGGUGUUAUUUAUUGUAGAAUCAAAUCUACUAUAUUAUACAUCAGGGCGGGUUGAAAAAACUAAAAAUUGUUGGUGACCCCCAAAAAUCAAAGAUAUCGCUGAAAGAAAGUUCUCCGUGCAAGGAUUCGAUUUUUUUUUUAUUUUCCUGGGAGGCGCGUGGGACGCUCUAAAACGCCAUUUUUUGCAUAUAAUUCACUAUAUCGCUCAUAAACGGAAGCAGAUAAUUCCGAAGAUUCUGAAUGUUUUAUAUAAGGUGCCCGUACGUGUACUCUUUCGAAGCCACAUUACCUCAAUACAAAUGGUACAACCAAAUCGUUCAUAUCUUCGAAAAAAAUCUCCGAAAAUCAAUAUUUUCAUGAUUUUACAUUUAAUACGCAUUAUUAUGGGUGUUUUUUUUAUUCUAAAACACUUUUGUAUGUCUCCAACUUUUUUUUUGAUACCGACUGAUACCGAGUUUCAGCGGAGAAACAAAAUAGAAGACAUGAAAAUAUUGAUUUUCGGAGAUUUUUUUCGAAGAUGUGAACUAUUUAUUGAAAUUAGGAAAAUUGGCUUCGAAAGAGUACACACCUGGGCAUCUCAUGUAAAAAAUUCAGAAGUUUUGGAAUCAUCUUCUUCCGUUCAUGAGCGAUACAGUGAAUUUUAUACUAAAAAACGGUGUUUUUGAGCAUCCCGCGCGCCUCUUAUGAAAAUUAAAAAAAUCGAAUCGUCGCACGAAGAACUUUCUUUCAGCGAUAUCUUUGAUAUUUGGGGGUCGCCAACAAUUUUUGGUUUCUUCGGCCCGCCGUAUUAUAGGUACGUACGUACGUACAUAUUAAAUGAUAUUAUACUGAUACUAUACUGUAAUGUCUUGUAUAAAUGAACACCGGGAUUAUAAGUAAUAACAAUUUAUAAAUAAUAACAAUAAAUUUUGUCCAUAUCGAAAAAACGAUGAGCCGAUGGUGAAGAAGCGACGAAUUUUCUUUCCAUCGACAUAUAGCCUCAAUAUUAUGUAUGUAUAUUGUAAUGUAUCGUACAGUUAUGAAUUUCUCAAAAUUUUACAUACUCCGAUUGUACGUUAAAUCGACAAUAUAAUUCUGUAUUGAGGCUAUCCUUUAAUUAUAUUGACUUUUCUUUAUCUAUACGACUGUGAUAUAAAUAUAUUCGUGUCAUUUUAUUCUGUGACCCAGAUUUACAACACAAAAGGUAAACGUACAUUAAUAUUCUAUUAGGUUGGUACGACAGGUCGUCAUUAUUUUACGUAUGGAAUUGUGCUAAUAAAAUGUGAGUAGUUA
Messenger RNA from Athalia rosae (coleseed sawfly), 6095 nucleotides. RefSeq lists its product as uncharacterized. Gene Ontology annotation, cellular component: nucleus. Bases 528 to 1361 code for a protein of 277 amino acids. Lineage: Eukaryota; Metazoa; Arthropoda; Insecta; Hymenoptera; Athaliidae. Gene Ontology annotation, molecular function: DNA-binding transcription factor activity, RNA polymerase II-specific; RNA polymerase II cis-regulatory region sequence-specific DNA binding. Gene Ontology annotation, biological process: regulation of transcription by RNA polymerase II. The record is from RefSeq and is a predicted model, not a curated record. The transcript is spliced from 4 exons.